UUAGAGGUUUGAGAUUAGGCUUGGGUUUAUUGGAGCUGAUAUCAGUUGCUGUCAUGGGUGGGUCUGUACCUGGUUUGGAACAAAACUUUGUUUCUAUAAAUUCUAUUACCAGUGCUGGUGUUGAUGAGGAAGCUUCAUGGAUGAAAUGUAUCCUACAGGGUACCCCUCGCUUCUCUGCAUUUUCAAUGGGUGGGGACUUYGUUGUUGGAGGUGCUCUCCUCCUCCAUGGCACACAGGAUGCAGUGAUUUAUAACUACACCAACAAGCCUGAGCCUCCAAGGUGCACAGGAAGGUUUGAUGCCCGGGGUCUGCGUUUGUGUCGUGCAAUGAUCUUUGCCAUUGAGGAAAUUAACAACAGCACAGAGCUGCUGCCAGGGAUCAAACUUGGAUAUCWGAUCUAUGACUCAUGUGUUUCAGCAUCAGUGUCUGCACAUGUGGCGUUCCAAAUAACAAAUGGUCAAGACCCUGUGUUUUACAGAGACAGUAAUUGUUCCCAGGCCGGUGUUGUGAUGGCUGUUGUUGGAGAUGUUGCAUCCACUCCAUCCAUCAGCAUGURGCGCAUCAUUGGGUCCUUUAACAUCCCUCUGGUAAGCCAUUAUGCAACCUGUGCCUGUCUGUCAGAUAAGCAGCAGUACCCAACAUUUUUCAGAACAAUUCCCAGUGAUCAMUUCCAAGRUGAVGCWRUGGRKAAGCUGGUGAAACACUUUGGRUGGACUUGGAUUGGUYCUGURWAUUCUGACUCAGAUUAUGGKAAUWAUGGCAUGGCAUCUUUUCUUGAAGCAGCACAAAGAGAGGGGAUCUGUGUGGAGUACUCUGAAUCCUUCUUUCGAACUGACCCAUAUACCAAGAUCAGGAGAGUAGCUGAUGUUAUCCGCAGGUCGACCGCAAUGGUUGUUGUGGCUUUUACAGCUUCUGGAGAUAUGAGUGUCCUGUUACAGGAGCUGGCUCGUGAUCCUCCACCAUCUCGUCAGUGGAUAGGAAGUGAGGCCUGGGUAACUGACCCAAAUCAUUUGAGAUUCAGUUUCUGUACAGGAACCAUUGGAGUUGCUGUCCAGCAAUCUGUCAUCCCAGGGCUCAGAGACUUUCUGCUGGAUCUCUCUCUCACUGAAGUAGCAGCCUCUUCAGUGCUUACUGAGUUCUGGGAGGAUGCAUUCAACUGCAACUUAAGAAAAAAUGGUGAUCCAAAAAAGAAAGUCUGUGAUGGYACUGAAGAUAUAAAAARGCUAAAAAGCCCGUACACUGAAACAUCUCAGCUGAGAAUCACUAACAUGGUGUACAAGGCUGUUUAUGCAAUUGCUCAUGCCAUUCACAAUGCAGCGUGUGAGAAAACUAAUGAAACUAUUAGGUGUGACAAARACAUUGGACUGGACUCAAAACAGAUUUUAACCGAGCUAAAAAAAGUCAGCUUCUCCAGAAAUGGUUAUCCUGUGUCAUUUGAUGCUAAUGGGGAUCCUGUGGCUUAUUAUGAGCUGGUCAACUGGCAGAAGAGUGAGAGUGGAGUUAUUGAGUUUGUAACAGUAGGAUAUUAUGACGCAUCUCUGCCUAAAGGCCAGGAGUUUCAGGUCAACAGGAACAUAACUUGGGUGGAGGGUGGAACACAAGUACCAGUGUCAGUGUGCUCUGAGAGUUGUCCUCCAGGAACUCGUAAAGUGUUGCAGAAAGGAAAACCCAUCUGCUGCUAUGAUUGUAUACCAUGUCCUGAAGGAGAGAUCAGUAACAUGACAGAUUCUUCUGAUUGCUUCACAUGUCCCAGUGAAUUCUGGCCUAAUACAGAAAAAGAUGCUUGUUUCCCCAAACCUGUUGAGUUUCUGUCAUAUGAUGAAGUCCUGGCAAUCAUCCUGGCUAUAUUAUCUGUUACUGGAGCCUGUCUGGCCAUCAUAACAGCAGCCAUUUUCUUACGUCACAGAACAACUCCAAUUGUCAGAGCCAACAACUCUGAGCUGAGCUUCCUGCUCAUUUAA
Messenger RNA from Austrofundulus limnaeus, 1961 nucleotides. Its product is annotated as extracellular calcium-sensing receptor. Gene Ontology annotation, biological process: G protein-coupled receptor signaling pathway. Gene Ontology annotation, molecular function: G protein-coupled receptor activity. The record is from RefSeq and is a predicted model, not a curated record. The transcript is spliced from 9 exons. Bases 54 to 1961 code for a protein of 635 amino acids. Gene Ontology annotation, cellular component: plasma membrane. Lineage: Eukaryota; Metazoa; Chordata; Actinopteri; Cyprinodontiformes; Rivulidae.